UGUCAAUCGUGGAGCUCCGGUCUGUAGCCACGCCCAUUGGCGGUUCCUGUUACACCAGGAGGCGGGAGCGCGCGAACUUUCAGCUCGAAGAGAAGAGAAGGGCGAGGAACCAUCAGAAUGAGGACGGGUGAAGGAAGUUGUGGGGAUGGAACAUCUUUAGAAGCAACCCUUCCAGAAGUGAGCAUCAUUGUAAUUAGCGAUGAUGAGAGUGACGUGUCCGCACUUGGCAACUCUGUCCUGCUAAUUGAAGAUACUCCUGAAAGUUUCUUCACACCAGAGAAGAGGAAGUUGGAAGUGCUGGAUGAUGAACUUGCAAUAACUUAUAGUAAAAAGCCUCACGUGAUGCCACACGCCAGAUACGACUGCACUUUACAUCCUUUCACGCGUGUGGAGCAGGAGACUGAUGUCCCGUUGGAGGAGAAUUCCAGCUCCUGUGGAGAAUGUUAUUGCUACCUGUGUGACAAGCUUGCUUCAGAGUGUUCCUCAUGGACGUGUCCCUCAGACUGCCAUUGUAAUGCCCACAACAAGAGCAAAUACUGGAAAGAGCGCCGAGACAUGGCUUUAGCUGGUAUCCUUACCAUCUUCAAGCUGGAUCUUACAGAGAUAGAUACUGAGCUUAGGGAAGGAGGAAACCAGCUGAACAACUUCCUAUUGGAGCUCUCACCAGUGCAGCAAAAGUACAGGGAUGGUACGUUCAUGAUGCUGGACAACAAGUGUUUAUGUGCGUGCCACCGUGACAAGAAGCCCAAGUGUAACUUAUGCAUCAUGGUCCACAAACCAAUGCGUGUGCACAGUUACUUGCCAGUAUACGAGCUGGUGACUGAAUUCUUGAACAAAGCUGAACAUGAACACCCAAGGACUGCUGCUGUGAUGUUACUCGGUGCUGCCAGAGAGAUUCUUAUGGAGAAGAUUUUGAUGAACCCAGUCCAAUUCUAUGAUGCAUCCACCAGCAUUAUUGAAUCUUCGGUCGCCCUAAUGUCAAGGAUUGUGGCUACUUUACAAAGGCUUCUGGUUUUAGAAGAUUAUCCAAGGAACCUCUAUGAGAAGUUUAUUAUAUUUUUUCAGUCCAUCCCAUUACCUCGACAUUGCUGCAAUUUUUUAAACAGCCUGAAUAUCUUCCGAUGGGAUAACCUUUUCCUCACAUCGGUGCUGGCUGGUCAGAAUUUGUCAGGAAGCAGGGUGGUAAAAGGCAAGCGAGAAAACUUGUGUGAGCCGCUGCCGGUGGUGCAGUCCAGGGUGAAGAAGAUGGAGAUGGACCAAAGUUACCGGCAGUUAGUACGUUACCUGACUGCAGUGAAAUGUCCAGACCAGGCUGGCUUGUUCUGCCUGAAGCAGAAGAUGGCCUUCUACAUGUGCAAGUUUGGCAACUUCGCUCAAGCAGCUCUCUUUCUGCUGCAGACCAAGGGAAUGCAGUGUUCUGUGGCCUCAAUUCUCACACCGGACCAGUAUGAACUCUACCUUACUAUGCUGCACACCAAUAGUUGUCCACCAGGGAAGGAGCCAGUAGCGGGUGAAGUGUGGAUUCCAUGUGAAGGUCCUCCACUAAAGGCUGGGGUUUUCCUACGAAUAGCCCUUCGAAUCCUGCUCUGCAAUAAUGCAUUUAUACAUGAGGUCAGGUGCUGGAGUACGGUGGUCCGCAUCUGGAGUACCAGUGACUGUUUGUCAAAGGACGGGAAGCUAAUGCCAAGGGUUAUCCCCGAACCUGAUAAAGAUUUUCAGAUGAUGCUGCUAGAUAUGUCGUGUCCAAUUCUGGAUGAGCUGCAGAGACACAAUAUGCCAAACUUACCGCCUCCAUUUCAUCAGCCUCAUAGGGUUUCUGCGGAGUUCAUAAUGAUUGUUCAAGCUGUCACCCGCUUUAUGCUGUCUGCAGCUCUUCCUCUGCCUCCCAUGUUGGAACUGGUCUUCGCCUUUGGGUCAAACCUCUGGGCCCUGGAGCUACUUAUUCAGAACAUCAUGCCUAUGAACUCAUUGCUGCUGGCAUUCAUGACAAACAUUCAAAAGGAGAUGAAUGACAACGAACAGCAAGUGUUAAACACACUGGACUAUCGCGGUGGCGUUUUUGCUGCAAAUUUCAUAUCUGUUUUUUUGCUGCAUGGAUGUGGACCUGUUCAGAUUUUCGGCCACCGGAUGAUCGAUAUGUUGAUCAAAAAUGUAACGAGGUUUAAUUGGACUGCAGAUGUUGGCUACGCCUUAAAGAGCAAAGUAUGCAGCACGAAGUCACGCUUGUAUAUCUACAAUGAGACGCAAAUGAAACUUCUGCUAACCAAACUAGGAUGUUUGACUGGAAAGAAGUAACCCUCCCCAGUGAGGUGUAUACAGAGACUGCUACCUUCCCGGACAAUGGUACCUUCCAGGACACCAAACUAACUUUUCCAUAUAAAAGUUGAGUUUUAUUAUGUGAAAUUUGCACUUUUUACUAUUGUGCCUUAUGAGUUCAUUUCUCUAGGACCAUUAGGCCUUGUGAUAGUGGCUGAAGACCUCUUGUUCACCAUAGACUUCCAUCAUUUUUUAUUGACAUUUCCAAGGCAUUAUUGGAGCAACCGAUAAAGUCAAUAGGUAUGUUUGCCUUCCGGUGCUUUCCAUCACUAAGCCCAUUGUGUUCCGUCUGUCCUCAUGUCUCCGGCUCUAGCAGUGAGGUUCACUUGCCGCGGUUUUGCUCAAUUUCCCUCUAAGAAGGCCGAUUGACGGCGUCGCUUAUGACAUUUUCUCUGAAUUUAGAAGGAUUUGACAAGGAAGUGCAACGCAAUUUAUUUUAAUUUUUUUUUUUUUUUUCCUUUAUGACUGAUCUUUUCAAUGUAAUCAUAUUCAUCUGCGAUUCAUCUUGCCAGCUACCAUGUUAAAAUGGAAAUGUUGUUUUUGCAUAUUGGUGACCUUAAAUGGGUUGUAAAGGUUCGUUUUUUUUAUUUUCUAAAUAGGUUCCUUUUAAGCUAGUCCAU
Molecule: messenger RNA, 2936 nt
Organism: Rana temporaria (common frog)
Lineage: Eukaryota; Metazoa; Chordata; Amphibia; Anura; Ranidae
Exons: 20
Coding region: 118-2295 (725 amino acids)
Source: RefSeq, a predicted model, not a curated record